GUUUUUGGUCGGGCCAUACAUUCUCUAGCUAAAAUUGGGGAAGAAAUAUAUUUUGGAGCUGAAACUGAUGGGCUGGCAGUAAAGUCAGUGAAUAGUUCACGAACAGGUUUUGCCAGCUUCUUUUUUAAAUCAUCCUUCUUUUUGAAGUAUUCUAAGCAUUCAACAAGUUCGACAAAUGAUUUGUCAGCUUCAACAUCAUGCUUGAUGGUCUUCAAAUCUCUAUCAAAUCUAGAGAAAACAGUUGACAAGUGUAAAAUUUCACUAAAUGUAGAUGAGGAUAGACUGAUGUUUCAACUUCAGUGCAGGCAUGGCCUUGUGAAGACGUACAACCUGACAUAUUUUGAAUGUGAGAAUCUGCAGGCAUUAUUCAACACUAAUGACAACCAGAAUUCAAUAUGUACACAAUCAAAGUUGUUUGCAGAAGUAGUUUCAAACUUUCAGCCAUCGGUAGACGAGCUGAACAUUACAAUGCUCAUUGACAGAGUCCUUAUCAGAAAUCAUGUCGAGGAUAUAAAUGGUGGUGGGGUCGUAUGGGGAAAAAUGGUGAUGCGAUUAUUUGAGUGUAAACGAUGGCGUGGUUAUAUGGGAAUAAUAAGUGGUUAA
Molecule: messenger RNA, 603 nt
Organism: Helobdella robusta
Lineage: Eukaryota; Metazoa; Annelida; Clitellata; Rhynchobdellida; Glossiphoniidae
Exons: 5
Biological process (GO): cellular response to ionizing radiation; DNA replication checkpoint signaling; DNA repair
Cellular component (GO): checkpoint clamp complex
Source: RefSeq, a predicted model, not a curated record